Molecule: messenger RNA, 7215 nt
Organism: Cavenderia fasciculata
Lineage: Eukaryota; Evosea; Eumycetozoa; Acytosteliales; Cavenderiaceae
Gene: roco10
Product: Kelch repeat-containing protein
Exons: 7
Coding region: 1-7215 (2404 amino acids)
Biological process (GO): signal transduction; protein phosphorylation
Molecular function (GO): protein kinase activity; protein binding; ATP binding
Source: RefSeq, a predicted model, not a curated record
AUGGCAUCAUUAUUAGAUGAUGAAGAUGAAUUGAUACAAUCAGGUGAUGAUAGUUUUAUUGCGACUACUACUGCGGUCAGUACAACUGCUCUAUCACAUCAUUCAUCUGAUACUGCCAAUGGUCAUGGCCACAAUAACAUCUUUGUCAUAAAUGCCAUGGAUGACAAUGAUAUAUUGAUAGAUACAUCCUCUUCUACAACUACGACAACGACGACCACUACGACUACAACCAUGACUAGUUCAAUAACACCACCAAUUCAACAAAUACAAAUGUCAGAUACCGCUGAUACUAUCAUUAAUAGUACUGCAACUACUAAUCAGAUACCUACAACAACAACAAGUGAAUUAACAAAAUCAAUGACACACAGUAAUAAUAAUAAUAGUAUUAGUAUAAGUAGUAGUAAUAGUGAUGUAUCAUCAACAUGUUCAUCACCAUCUAUUUAUUCAAUGGCAUCAAUACCAAUUCUUAAUCCCAAAUCUAAAACGAUUGUUAUGGGUCGUAAAGUAUCAAAUGCAAAUCAAAUGCCACUUGCCGAUUCUUCAUCCAUUCCAAUUUCAAUACCAACGUCAUCGACGUCAUCAUCAACAAUGACAACUACUUCAAUGAUGAUGAUGAUGAAUGGUGAACCAAUGUCACCAUCUGGGAAAUCAUAUAAUCAACAGAUUGGAUCUAUAGAUACACCACUUUUACAAAAGAUGCAUCAUUCAGGAUUGACAACCGAUGGUUUAUCAUUGUCUGCACCCAAUACAAAUACUCCAACUUCACCUUUUUUGCCAUCAACGAGCAAUGGCAACAAUCAUCAACACAAAUUAUCUUCAUCGUCCAUUUCAGUCAUGACAUCACCAAACUCUAUUGGAUUGUCAGUUUCACCACCCGUAAAUCAUCCAUUCAACAAAUCACCAACAUUGGCUGCAUUUUCAUUAAACAAUUCACCCGAUGUAUCAAGAAGAAAAGGCUCACUAUCUGUACAUAACAACAACAAACAAUUUAUGGAUCCACAAAAUCUUACCAGUGGCUCAUCCACUACUAAAAAGCCAUUACGAUCACCCAUCCUUUCAAGUUUUCAACAACAAUUAAAAGACAAGGAAAAGGAAAAAUCAAAAGAUGGAUCAACCCAAGAAAAGCAGGGUUCAACAGGUGAAAAGGUUAUGAAUUUUCUUGGUAAAAUGUCUCUUUCAAAAGAAAGAAUGGGUAAAUUGGUUCAACAAUCAAAAGAAAAUUAUAAACAUUCAAAUAUUCAAAAUCAACAAUCAAAUCAACAAAUUAAUGUACCAUUUGAAGGUAUAUUUGGAAUACCAUAUCGUGUAAUUUUAAGAUAUCAAAAUGAAGUUGGUAAUCAAAUACCAUCAAUACUAUGUAACCUAUUUAAUAUUUUAGAGACUAGUACUUCUCUAUCAACACCAAAACUAUUUAGUUUUGAAGUUGACAAGAAAGAAUUGGAUAAUGUCGUACUACUUUUUAAUCAAAAUCAAGAAGUCAAUCUCAAAGCAUACGAUGUCCACAUGAUUACAGAAUUAUUAUUGGAAUUUUUUUAUCGUGCUCCAGAACCAAUUAUUGGUAUAGAAUUUUAUGAAACUCUUUUAAAUUAUUAUCAAACUGAAACAUUAUUACAUUUAAUGAUAAGAAAAAUGAAUGCACCAAAUAAGUUUAUAUUAUUUAGAUUGAUAAAAUAUUUAAAAGAUGUAUUGGUAUAUAGUAAUUUUAACGAAACGACAUUGGAAAUGAUAGUAUCAAGAUUCCAUUUAUUUAUUCUAAGACCGGCAUUGGGAACAUUGUCACAGACAUUGUCUACGAUUACCGAUGCACACCGAAACAUUAUAAAGGAUAUUGUUCUCUUGUUUAUUCAACAGGCAGACACGCUAUUCCAAACACCCGAAGAACGUUCAAUAUCAGAGGAAUCGUUGAUCCUCUAUGUUGAAGAGGUGACUGCCAAUCAAAAAAUGUCCUCUACCAGUGCUGGAAACAUGUGGAUAUUUCAAAAACAAAUGGUUUGGCGUCCAAAGACUAGUCCAAAUGGUGAUCAAGAUUUGGUACUGCCAUUUAAUAAUAUCUUGAAAAUUCAACUCAGUGGUGGUCAACAACAAACGCAUCCAUCAUUGAAUAGUAGUGGUAGUGGUAUUAGUACUAGUGGUGGUAGUAUUAGUGGUAAUACCUCCCCUCUACCACUCAAUUCCAGAAUGCUACCAACUUUUACCAUCUAUUGUACAAGUGAUAUCAAAUCAAUCAUUACUUUUGGUUUUCAAAAUAUAUCAACCUGUAAAUUGGUUUAUUGUUUUGUAAAUAAUAUUACAAAAAAUUUAACCAUUACCAAUAAUCAACAAAAAAUCUCUACAAAAUUGGACAUGUAUCAAUUAGAUCUUGAUAAUUUACCAAUUGAAAUUAAACAAUUAUCAAAAAAUCUUCAAGAAUUAAAUUUAAAUAGGAAUAAAUUUAAACAAUUACCAGGAGAUUUGGCAAGAUUAAUUAAUUUAAAAACAAUAAGUAUGGAAGAAAAUAAUUUGGUAGAAAUUACAUCUGAAAUGUCGGAAUUUUUAGGCAAUCAUAUGAUAUCAUUGGAAAAUGUUAGUUUUAGUAAUAAUCUUUUACAAUCAAUACCAUCAUUACAAACUUGGAAGAAAUUAAAAACUUUAAAUAUUUCAAAUAAUCGUUUAAAAUCUUUACCAAUCGAUAUUUUUCAAUUACCAAAUAUUGAAGUAUUAAGAGCAUCAAAUAAUUUAAUUGAAGAUGAAGGUAUACCAAAAGUAUUAUCAAGUUCAAAAUUAAGAUCAUUGGAUUUGAGGGGAAAUAGAUUAAAGACUAUAACCGAUGGUAUAGUUAAUUUGGUAGAAUUACAAAUAUUGACACUGCAAGACAAUCAAAUUGUAGAGCUUCCAUCUAGUAUACAAAAACUAUUUAAUCUAUUGGAAUUGAAUUUGAAUAAUAAUCAAAUUCAAACACUUCCACCACAAAUACUAUUGUUGACCAACCUCAAAAAACUUUAUCUCGAUAAUAAUCAAUUGUCAUUGAUAUCAUCUGCCAUUCAUCGUAUGCAAUCUCUUACAGAGUUGCGUCUGUCUAAUAAUAAUAUUGCAAGACUUCCACCGGGUAUUGUUGCACUAAAGAAAUUGGUUUCACUAGAGUUGGCAGGUAAUCGUCCACUAAAGGAUAAUAUACCUGAACGUUAUAUUAUUCGUGGCAAGGAAGGUAUAUUUAGUUACUUUUCAGAGACGAUGAGAGCCAAUGUUCCAUGUUACAAGACGCGUAUUGUCAUGGUUGGCAGCAAGUCGAGUGGUAAGACGAGUCUUGUCAAAUGUCUACGAAAACAACCCAAGAGUCAGGUGCAAGCAAUCACUCCCACCAACGUAUUGGAUAUUCACGAUUGGCAGUGUCCCAUUGCUAUCGACCACGACAAUGGAAAGAAAAAGAAAAUGGUGACGAUUCAUUUUUGGGAAUUUGAAGGAUUGACACACGAUAUUUCACACAUUUUCUUUGUUCCCAACAUUCUCUAUACCAUUGUCAUUAAUAUUGGUCAUUUUAUCAACCCAACCAAUCACCAACCCAUCGACCAUACAACUCAAUUCAACAGUCAUUUUAAUCAAGUCAUUACCUUUUUAAAUCGAAUCUAUCUAAAAGAUAGAAAGGCUCAAGUGUUUAUAGCUGCAACACACAUUGAUCAAUGUCACUCUAAAAAGGUAAUGGAAAAGUCUGUCGAUAGACUUUUAUUUGAUCUUAAAUGUUUCUUUCCAACUCUGGUCAUUAGUAUCCAUCCAGUUUGUCCUACCAAACCAGAUGGUGAUGGUAUUAGUCGAUUGAGACGUGAAAUCAAAUCGGUCAUUUCAAAAAAUCCAAUCCUAAAACAAACCUAUCCAACAUCGUUUAUGUUUUUCCAAGACUAUCUAUUGGAAGAAGCCAAUAUUAUGCAACCACCAUUGGUCACUAGAAAGAAUUUAAUUGCAAUGGCCAAAACCAUGGAUCUAGAUACAGAACCUCAUUUCACUCAACUCAAAUCACUCUUUAAUAGUUUGGGUUCAAUUACAAGUUUUGAACAAUUCAUUCGUCUAGAACCUGGUGUCUCUCCAACUCGUACCGAAAUUAUUUGUCUAAAUCCAAUUUGGCUUUCAAAAUCUAUUCACCUUUUAUUAUCUUUUAAAAACAAUCAACAAAUGGUUUUACAAUCUGAAGAAAAAAUUGGAAAUUUAAUUCAUGGUAUUUUAUCUCAUAGAGUUUUAAGAUUUAUUUGGAAUCAAAAUUCUCUUUAUCCUGUACCAGAAAGAUUCUUUUCUUUUCUCCUUAGUAUUUUGGAAGCAUCGGAUUUAUUAAUUAAUAUCUAUCAAUUUGAUCAAAGUCAAAUUAAUAAUAUUAAUAGUAACAGUAAUAAUAUUUCCUCAGAUUCAAGAAGAUUAAGUACAAUAAUGAAAUUUACAUCAGAUUUGAAGGUUAGAAAUGGUAGAUCAAAUUCAUUUAAUGCAAGAUUGGGAUGGAUUUUAAUUUCAAGUCAUAUGUUGGUUUAUCCUACCACUCCACUACCAGUACCAUUUGAACAUGAAGGUAUUUGGGAAUCAUUCCCAAAAAAGGAUUCUGGUGUCAUUCAAUUUUCAAGACAUUAUGUAUUGGAUUUUAUACCAAAUGGUCUGUUUGGUCGGUUGAUAUCAAGAUUGAUGCAAAUUUGCAACUUGGUCAAAUGUUGGAAAAAUAUUGCCAUUUUUUCCUAUGAACAACAAAAUGAAAGAAUAUUGGUUCAAGUCGAUUGCAACACUAUUCAAAUCACUACAAGAUUUGUUCAACUAUCAUCACUUUCCUAUCAAAUCUUUGAUAUUAUGGAAUCUUUGGUUUCAAAAUAUUACAAGGUUGGUUAUCAUACCAUGAUUGUUUGUAGUCAUUGUACUGCCAAUCAAGUUACCACCCCCUAUCUAUUUAGAUUAGAAGAAUGUGAAUCAAGUUUAAUCAAAGGUGAUAACAUUGUCUAUUGUCAACAUCAUAUAAAGGCAACUUUAAAAACUAGUAUUUCAAAUAAUAAUAUUAAUCAAAAUAAUAAUAAUCAAAAUAAUACUUCGUCUUCAUCAUUACCAACAACAAUUUCUCGAAAAGAUUCAAAAUCAUCAUUAUUUAGAAGAGAAAGUAAAGAUUUAAUAGUAAUUGAACGUAAAGAAUCAAAAGAUCAAUUUCAACAACAACAAUUACUACAAAGAAGGACAUCAGACAUGUCAAUGCCAGUACCAAUUAAAUCUCUAUUAUUGGAUCAUUCAAUGGUAAUUGAUUUAUUAAAAGAAAUUGAUUUUAAAUCUAUUGAAUUUAUUCAAGAAUUGGAAGAUGGUAGUAAUAGUAGUAGUAGCGGUAGCGGUAGCGGCAACAGUAACGGUGGUAAUAGUCAAAAUGAUCAAUAUGUAAUUGGAAAUACAAUACUUUCAACUAGUAGUAAAAUGGGAAUGCUUGGAAGUUCAACAUGUAUCAAUGUUAAAACUUUUAAUACUCCUUCUAUUUUAAUUCCUCCACUUUUACAUCAACAACAACAACAACAACAACAUUCUUCAAAUAUUUGGUGCAACAAGAUUAAUCAUUAUUUUAGACAUGAAGCUCUUUCAUUGUAUACAUUUAGACAUCCAAAUAUCCUAUCAAUCAUUGGUUAUUCUUUAAAUCCUUUGGCUAUUAUUACUGAAAACCCUACAUUUGGUAACAAGGCUAGUACAUUAUUGUCUGAAUUUAUUUUGGAUCGUCAACGUUUUCCAGAAAUUCCUUGGAGAUUAAAACUUAAAAUCUCUCUAGAUAUUGCUCAAGCUAUGAAUUAUCUUUCUUGUCAAUCUCCUCCUUUUAUUUUAACUAAUCUUUCUUGUUUUAAUAUUAUUUUGGAAAAAUCAGAUAAUAUAGAAUCAGAAGGAAUAAUUGCAAAAUUAUCAGAUUUAUCAAAUCUAUCAAUUUUACCAUCAUUAUUUCCAAUUGAUACGUCACCAAAAUCAUGGCAAGCACCUGAAAUUUUAUUAAGAACAGAUUAUCAUGAAUUAACAGAUGUUUAUUCAUUUGGUAUUAUUCUUUAUGAAUUAUUAACAAGAUCAAUUGCUUUUCAAGAUCAAGAAAGAUUUUCUAAUUUAGUAAUAAAUGGACAAAGACCAACAAUACCAACAGAUUGUUUACCAUCAUAUGGAGAUUUAAUUAAAGAUUGUUGGAAUGGGGAUCCAUUAAAUAGACCAACUUUUUUGGAUAUUAUGAAUCGAUUGGUAUUGAUUAAAAAGGAAUUGGAGAGUAAAGAAAAUAAUUAUGGAUCACUUUCAUCAGACAAUAAUAUCUAUUCAAAUCUUCCACUACCAAGUGGAGGAUCAGUCAUGUAUGGAGACAGUCUCUAUCACUAUGGUGGUUGGAUGGGUGGUAGUUCAAAGCCACAUUCCAACGUCUAUGUAUUGAAUCUAAAGUCUAUGAUUCUCGAGGAAAAGCUAUCGGUCGUCUUGGCCAACAAACAAGAUCCAACCUAUAAUGCCUUCCAAAAACACAUGCAAUCGGAAUUUAACGAAGAGAAUCUACUAUUUUAUGAAGCCAUUCGUAAUUUUAGACACUUGCCCGAUGCCACCACCCAAGACCGAGAAGUCAUUCGAAAUACUGCCAUUAAAAUCUAUAAUGUAUUUAUUGGUGAAAACGCUCCCAAAGAAAUCAAUCUACCUUUUGCUCUCAAACAAGAUUUGAAAAAAAGUAUUUCAGAAUAUCAACAAAUUGAACAACAAUUAUUAUUACAAGGAGGAAAUGGACAACAACAACAAGGAAAUGGACAAUUAUCACCAAGUAUUAUUGGUAUUACAAAUAUUAUUUCAGUUAAUAUAUUUAAUGAUACAAUGGGAUAUAUUUUAUCAUCGCUAGAGGAUAGUUUUCAUCGAUUUAAAUUUAAUUCUCCUGCCAAUAAUACAUCGACUGCCAAGAAUGGUUGGCAAAUACUACAAUGUGCAAAGAGCAAGUUUACUCCUCCACCUACUGUUGGUCACUCUAGUUUGCUUUGGAAAGAUAAUCUAGUGGUACUUGGUGGUUGGUUUGAUGGAUCACGUAAUUUGAAUCAAAUCUAUAUGUUGUCACUUUCAAAAUUGGAAUGGACAAUGCGUAAUUGUACAGGUGACAUUCCUCCCUCUUCUCAAGAUGCUCUCAACGCUACUCUGAGUGGUGAUUAUAUCAUACUCUACUAUGAAAGAGCAAAACAUCAAAUAUUUAGAUUGGAUUUGGAUACUUUUAAUUGGAUUAGUAUUAAAUUGAAAAAUUAA